Molecule: messenger RNA, 774 nt
Organism: Caenorhabditis elegans
Lineage: Eukaryota; Metazoa; Nematoda; Chromadorea; Rhabditida; Rhabditidae
Gene: ech-7
Product: putative enoyl-CoA hydratase, mitochondrial
Exons: 3
Coding region: 1-771 (256 amino acids)
Molecular function (GO): catalytic activity; enoyl-CoA hydratase activity
Source: RefSeq, marked reviewed
AUGAUUACCCUCUCACGUACCGGAGCCGCCGAAAACGUUGCACUGAUCACUCUGAACCGCCCGAGUGCUCUGAAUGCUCUCUGCCGUGAGCUUAUGCUGGAAUUGUCUGAAAAUCUGCUGAAAGUGGAGAAGGAUCAGUCGUACCAUGUGAUUGUGCUCACUGGAAGUGAGAAGGCAUUCGCUGCCGGAGCCGAUAUCAAGGAGAUGGCCAAGUUGGAGUUUGCAGAUGUUUUUGAGAAUGACUAUUUCACGAACUGGGACACCUUAUCACACAUCACAAAACCUGUGAUCGCCGCUGUCAACGGAUUUGCCUUAGGCGGAGGCACGGAACUUGCCUUAAUGUGUGAUAUAGUAUAUGCUGGAGAGAAUGCAAUAUUCGGCCAACCGGAAAUCACCAUCGGAACCAUCCCCGGAUUAGGUGGUACCCAACGAUGGCCCCGGUAUGUGAGCAAGUCAGUUGCCAUGGAAAUAUGCCUAUCAGGCGACCGACUAGGCGCUCAGGAGGCGAAGGAAGACGGCCUGGUGAGCAAGGUGUUCCCGGUGCAGCAGUUGGUUGGGGAGGCUGUUCUGUUGGCUGAUAGGAUCGCUAAGAAUUCUCCUCUUAUUGUGAAAACUGUCAAGAGAUCCCUAAACUCGGCCUACCAAACCAGCCUAAAUCAGGGCCUUGAAAUGGAAAAGCAGUUGUUCCAGUCGACCUUCGCCACCAAUGACCGCCGGGAAGGAAUGUCAGCUUUCGCAGAGAAACGGGCUCCCAAAUGGACUUCAAGUUGAAAA